GCUGUUUCCUGCUUUUUCUGCUGGACUGCCGAAGCUGCACUGAACACUGCUCGUCAAUAGCAGGCACACAGCUCUGAUACAGGACGCUUUAAUCAAAGCAUAAGGCUAUCGGACAUUUAUUUCACAUUCAAACAGACAGCAAUGCGAAGGAAAUCGAGGAUGUUACUAUGCUUCGCGGUCCUGUGGGUGCUUGGCAUAGCAUAUUAUUUCUAUUCGGGAACAACGUUAAGUCGAAAGGAUGACUGGAACGCUAUUGAGUCAUCAAAUCAGGCCCAGGUCCACCGCAACGCAGAUGACCAAACCCACAGCCUGGAGACACUCCCCUCAGGCAAGGUGAGAUGGCAAGACUUUGACCAGGACCUAUAUGUUGGUGCUACGGUGGUGCGGCCAGGGCAGGAUCCCUACGCCCGCAACAAGUUCAACCAGGUGGAGAGUGACAAGCUGAGGAUGGACCGCGGAGUCCCUGACACCAGACACGACCACUGCCGGCAUAAACAGUGGAAGACGGAGCUGCCUGCUUCUAGUGUUAUCAUCACUUUCCACAAUGAGGCCCGCUCAGCUCUGCUCCGCACCGUGGUCAGUGUUCUUAAGAAGAGUCCUCCCCACCUUGUCAAGGAGAUAAUCCUGGUUGAUGAUUACAGUGACAACCCUGAAGAUGGAGCCUUGUUGGGGAAAAUUGAGAAGAUCCGGGUUCUUCGAAACGAUCGACGAGAAGGUCUGAUGAGAUCGCGGGUGAGAGGGGCCGACACAGCCACUGCCAGUGUUCUCACCUUCCUGGACAGCCAUUGCGAGUGUAAUGAACACUGGCUGGAACCACUCCUGGAAAGGGUGGCAGAGGACAAAACGCGGGUUGUUUCCCCCAUCAUCGACGUCAUCAACAUGGACAACUUCCAGUACGUAGGCGCCUCGGCCGAUCUCAAAGGAGGAUUUGAUUGGAAUCUGGUCUUCAAGUGGGACUAUAUGACCGUGGAGCAGAGGAGGGUGCGUCAAGGAAACCCCACUGCUCCAAUCAAGACUCCCAUGAUCGCCGGCGGCCUCUUUGUCAUGGACAAGGACUACUUUGAGUUGCUGGGGAAGUACGACAUGAUGAUGGAUGUGUGGGGUGGAGAGAAUCUAGAGAUCUCUUUCCGCGUGUGGCAGUGUGGCGGCAGUCUAGAGAUCAUUCCCUGCAGUAGAGUGGGACACGUCUUCAGGAAGCAGCACCCAUAUACCUUCCCUGGGGGAAGUGGCACUGUGUUUGCUAGGAACACGAGGCGAGCAGCAGAGGUGUGGAUGGAUGAGUUUAAGAACUUUUACUACGCCGCUGUGCCCUCGGCCCGAAACGUGCCCUACGGCAACAUUCAGAGCAGGAUGGAGAUGAAGAAGAGGCUCGGCUGCAAGCCAUUCAAGUGGUACUUGGAGAAUGUGUACCCUGAGCUGCGGGUCCCUGACCAUCAGGACAUUGCCUUCGGAGCUCUGCAGCAGGGAGGGAACUGCUUAGACACGCUGGGACACUUUGCAGACGGAGUGGUGGGGGUCUAUGAAUGCCACAAUGCUGGGGGAAAUCAGGAAUGGGCGCUGACCAAGGACAAGUCAGUGAAGCACAUGGACCUGUGUCUGACGGUGGUGGAUCGCACCGCAGGCUCACAAAUCAAAAUGCAGGGCUGCAGGGAAAACGACAGCAGACAGAAAUGGGAGCAAAUUGAGAGCAACUCCAAGCUGCGGCACGUGGGCAGCAACCUGUGCCUGGACAGCCGCAGCGCACGUAAUGGGGGGCUGACAGUGGAGGUGUGCAGCCCCAACCUCAACCAGCAGUGGAAGUUCACCCUCAACCUCCAGCCCUAGAGAGAGCGAGAUGGACAGACAAACACAGAGAGAGAGUGUAUCCCCCACCAGCACCACAUCCUCUCCUCCCCGGAGCCAAACAGACUAGAGCCACCCAUUACCAACACACACAGACGGACGGACAGACUGAGUUCCCCGGAGGGGCCACAACACACAGAGGGAAGCAGGAUAUUGAAACUACAGACUACCAAGUGGGAUGAUGAUGAUUUUAAUGUUGAUGAUGAUUUUAAUGUUGGUGGUGGUGAUGAUGAUGAUAAUGCUUUCCCUCCAACUAUAUACCUCAGCGUUUCAUCUUUAGUCCCGCUCUUUGGAAUGUGACAAAGUAAUUUUUCUUAUUACAGGUGAAAGGAACUUUCUGGAUGUUUUUUAUUUUGUGCGUGUCCUUUGUUCUCUCUUUCCACUGAAGUUCUGAAAUGGAUAAGACUAUUAAUUUGUAGUUUUUCUCUCUCAAGUAAUCUGUCUUUGUUGAAUGUAAAAGACAUAUUCUACAGAGGUUCCCUGACUAGACAGACUGGCCAGGAAGAAAGCGGAUGGUCUCAGCUGGUUUUGGCCCCUUAAAGUCCUGCUGGUAGAAGGGAAAUGACUCUAUGCACUGUUCCUCUCGUUCACUCAAACGCCUCUCUCCUGAUUGGUGGACUGCUCUGCCAGAGUUGAAAAGAGAUUAAGAAAAUUAACAAUUGACAGAGUUUUCAUUCUGCUCCUGUCACGCGUGUUGUAAGAAGGUACGUCGUCCGAUCAGAAGGGUUCUCUUCGCAGGCCUCUCAUGGAUUCUGGUGGGACCAGGAGUUGUCCAGGGUGUGGAUGUAUCGCUGCUGAAUCGUCACAGAUUGUAGCACUGGCUGCUACAGCUCCUCAGUGUUUGUCCCCUUUGUACAUCACAAUUGAAUGGAACGCCCCCCCAAAAAAAGUUAUAUAUAUAUUCAUUAUGUUUUUCUUUGCAAAAGCAGUAGUGUCCAUGUUUAUUGUAGUUUUAUUUUAUUUCUAGCAGACAUUGAAAAAUGUGUUUUGUGUUCAAUUAUACUGUAGAAUAAUCAACUGAGUAACACAGUAAAUUGGACAGAUCUUUCUUUGUACUAUUGUUGCGUUCUGACUUCUCUUGUGAGUAAAACAUAUCUACUUACUUUCUAAAAAAACAAAAAUGUUCUCCUUUUCAGUGUCGGUGUUACCGUUGUAACUACCCUGUCAUAACCUCAUCCAAAUCAGUAUUGGUGAAGAGUGUAUUACAGGGUAAUGUUGGAACCAUCAUUUCCAUUCUCAGAAGUCUACAAGUGUUGUCGCACACAGUGUAUGUAUUUGUGAUUUUAUAAAAUGCCACUUGUUCAGCGCUAAGUGACAGACAGCAUGUACACGGCGAGGCCUUGCUGCAUGUUAUACUUCUACGUCUUUUCUCCUACAGUUUCUUUUUCUCUCCAUUUAUUUCUCGACAUUACUCGCAUGCUUUGUGAAUGAUGUCUUUGCCUUUUUUCAUAUCCAUCCCAUUUAAAAGAGAAUGUGUCUGUGUGCUAGUGAACAGCUUUCAACAGGUUUCUUGAAGGAGGGCAGGUCAUUCGGCAACUGCACUCACAAGGGAGAAAAGCAAUAAGAUGUUCCUAUUUCAGUGUAAUUGUUGUGCAUUUAGCAUCUGCUUCGGGACCAUUCUGAUUGGGUUUCUACAUGUAGCUUGUGAUAUGUGGUACUUUAAACGUUACUGUUUGUUUCUGAGGGGCAGCAGAACCCACCUUUAAUGUGAUGGCCAAAGGAGCCUAUAACGACUUAUGAAAGCAACAAUUAAUCCAUUGACGUGACAUUGUUUUUGUCUCGUGGGGGUUCCCCCGAUAUCAAUGGAGAUUAAUUUAUUCUAGAAUAGCAAAUUACUUAUUAUUUAGUAAUAUUUGCUUUCUGUAUUUUGUAAGCCCUCAUUAUAUAUGCACAUAUUUACCAUAAGCAAUCUGUGUAAGUCCUACACAUCAAUCCCUGUGUGUUCUACACCAUUCUGGUCAAACUUCCUGAUACAAAAGGAAUCUCCAACCAUCAGUACAGAAAUGAGCAUCACAGCAUAUGCAGCAGUCCCUAUCUGACGCUUGUGUAAAAGGUAUUGCAUUUAAAAAAUGCCAAAGAGAGGUGUCCCACAGUAAGAGAGGAGGUGUCCCACAGUAAGAGAGGAGGUGUCCCACAGUAAGAGAGGAGGUGUCCCACAGUAAGAGAGGAGGUGUCCCACAGUAAGAGAGGAGGUGUCCCACAGUAAGAGAGGUGGUGUCCCACAGUAAGAGAGGAGGUGUCCCACAGUAAGAGAGGAGGUGUCCCACAGUAAGAGAGGAGGUGUCCCACAGUAAGAGAGGUGGUGUCCCACAGUAAGAGAGGUGGUGUCCCACAGUAAGAGAGGUGGUGUCCCACAGUAAGAGAGGAGGUGUCCCACAGUAAGAGAGGAGGUGUCCCACAGUAAGAGAGGAGGUGUCCCACAGUAAGAGAGGAGGUGUCCCACAGUAAGAGAGGAGGUGUCCCACAGUAAGAGAGGAGGUGUCCCACAGUAAGAGAGGAGGUGUCCCACAGUAAGAGAGGAGGUGUCCCACAGUAAGAGAGGAGGUGUCCCACAGUAAGAGAGGAAAGAGACCAUAAUAUUUUAUCUGCAGUUCAGAAUGUGAGAUCCGUGUGAGAGCAGGACUAUGAAAUCAUGUUGGGGGUUGUAACCUCCCGUGUGAGAUGAGUUGACAAGUUUCACAUGGUAAGAGCUUUGUCUGCUAUCACGUAUGUCACUGUUGAAAUUGAAACAAUUCUAAUGUGAAAUUUAGAUGGCCUACAGUACUAAAAGGGAUUGCUCGGGUGAACAUUGUCUACAUGGUAGCAAAGGUUGUUCAAGUAUUGAAUCAAGCCUUUUUUGUAAGAUUUGUGUGAAAAUGACAAGUUUGCUGUUCACUUUAGGAUGAAAAAAAAUAAUCCUAGCAUUACAGCCACAUUUAAAUUGGAUGAAAUGUUUACAUAGCACAAUGUGCCAAAGUAAUUUACUUAUUUGAUUUACAUUGUCAAUACAAGGUGAAGGACGUGCCAUUUGACGGAUAAUAAACCAAAUCAAGAAAAUAGUAAUUUGGGACAUCAAAUAUGAUUUGUUCCUUUGAUAAAACAGUUUGCUGUAGGAUUGUGUAGAUUACGAUUCAAAUCCCAGGGGAGGCAGCAUGGGGGUAUCCAAUGUAAAAGUGUAUGUUUGUAUAUACACUACGUUGAUCUACUGUACAGUAUGAACAAGCAACACCAGUGAGUGGAUCUACUCUACAACGCUUGGGAUUGUUCAUGUUUUAUAGUUAUGGCAAAACUUUUACUUUAAGAGGAAAAAUGUACUUAAAUAAAUGCAUUUAUAAGAGA
Molecule: messenger RNA, 5160 nt
Organism: Salvelinus fontinalis (brook trout)
Lineage: Eukaryota; Metazoa; Chordata; Actinopteri; Salmoniformes; Salmonidae
Product: polypeptide N-acetylgalactosaminyltransferase 2-like
Exons: 16
Coding region: 142-1824 (560 amino acids)
Cellular component (GO): Golgi apparatus
Source: RefSeq, a predicted model, not a curated record